ACUUGGCAGGAAAUAUUUUCCCGGAAGUGAUUGCCACGGCUUCAGGAAGAAGACGCUCUGGGUUGAUAUAGGCCAAAACCCAUUAAAACAUAUUUGCUGGUCAUGUCCUCGUGUUGUGUUGUCUGGUCGAUUCAAAAGUGAAUGAGAUGGCGACGAAUGGGGCAAGCUGUGAACAACCACAGAAGCGAGGAACCAAAGACAAACCGAAUGGAUAUUUUGCAGACUCUGCGGUCAGUGAGAGGAGGCAGAAAGAUCGGGAGGAGCGUCUCGCUCUGGUGUUGUGGAGGCGGCCUUUCAUCACACUACACUACUUCCUCCUGGAAACCUUCAUCACACUAAAGGAGUGGACAUUAAAGUUAUGGCGACGAAGGGGUACAGUGUUCUUGUUCCUGGUGUUGUGUUCACUCUUCUCCCUUGCCUACUCCACUGAGGGAGCACACCAGAAGUAUGUGCAGUACCUGGAGAAGAGGUUCCUGUGGUGUGCCUACUGGGUAGGUUUGGGCAUCCUGUCCUCAGUAGGCCUUGGGACUGGCCUGCAUACCUUCCUGCUAUACCUGGGUCCACACAUAGCAUCAGUCACCCUGGCUGCGUACGAGUGUGGGUCUACAGACUUCCCCGAGCCCCCCUACCCAGACCAGAUCAUCUGCCCAGAGGCAGGAGGAAUGGAGGGCAGCAUCUCACUCUGGUCCAUCAUCUCAAAGGUCCGGCUGGAGGCCUGUAUGUGGGGUGCAGGCACAGCCAUUGGGGAGUUGCCGCCCUACUUCAUGGCUCGAGCGGCCAGGCUAUCUGGAGCAGACCCAGAUGACGAAGACUAUGAGGAGUUUGAGGAGAUGCUGGGGCAGGCAGAGACUGCUCAGGAUUUUGUUACUAGAGCAAAACUGGGCGUUCAGAACAUGGUGCAGAAAGUGGGAUUCUUUGGGAUUCUAGCCUGUGCCUCGAUCCCUAAUCCUCUGUUUGACCUUGCUGGUAUAACAUGUGGCCACUUCCUGGUACCAUUUUGGACCUUCUUUGGAGCGACUCUUAUUGGGAAAGCCAUCAUCAAGAUGCACAUACAAAAACUGUUUGUUAUCAUAACGUUCAGCAAGCACAUAGUGGAACAGAUGGUGUCUCUGAUCGGGUCUCUGCCGAGGGUAGGUCCCUCCAUACAGAAGCCCUUCAGUGAGUACUUGGAGGCCCAGAGGAGUAAACUCCACCACCACACUGGAGAAGGCACCCCGGCGAGUGAGAACUGGCUGUCGUGGGUCUUUGAGAAGGUGGUUCUGGUCAUGGUCUGUUACUUUAUCUUCUCUAUCAUCAACUCCAUGGCUCAGAGCUACGCCAAGCGACGACAACAGAGUCGGCAGCAGCGAUACUCUGAGGAGAAAACCAAGUGACGAGACUCACCAACAGACCGUGCUGAGUCCCUCAGCUCUGUUUCAAACUAACCUCGCCCUUCCAUUCUUAAGAGGCUGAACUGGCACUUUCCUGUGUUUCCUUACAGAUGUAUGUGCUGUUUGUUUGUCCCUCUUAUGGUUUUAUAGUUUCCCCUCAUUUGUGUUUAGUGUGUGAUUUUAAUAAUAUAAUGAUAGGAUAUGAGCAGUGAAGCAGCAGUUGGAUGUUAACUGUUUUGCUGGCAGCUAUACCAGCUGCGAUGCCUUAUGCAAGGUGGAGGGUCCUACUUCCAUUGAACACAGUUCUUAAUCAUGACUUGAUUUGUAAAUUUUUCACUGUAUGGGUGGACUCUGUGCUGAUAUGAUGCUAAGGAUGUUUUCAGGGUUACAUUUUUCUUGCGUUUUUGUCCCGUUGAUCAGAAAUAGGCCAUCUGUCAUUCGCGUUUCUUGGAUUUGUUUGAAAUUCAAGUUUGCAAUUGGAAAUAGCAAUAUCAAGUCGUCUCAACAUGUUAUUGAUAGUUUGCACAUCUUGGAAAUAUUUUUUGCGCAGUAUGUAUGCACAUGCAUUUAGAAUGAUCUGGACAAACUAACUUGAACCAAAACAGAACUUACAUUACACUCGGCUAACUUGGUGUCAUUUUUAUUCUGUACAUUUACUGAGUCUUUGAUCAGAAUAUAUAAAAUGCCUAAAUCAUU
Messenger RNA from Salvelinus namaycush (lake trout), 2066 nucleotides. RefSeq names its product vacuole membrane protein 1-like. Lineage: Eukaryota; Metazoa; Chordata; Actinopteri; Salmoniformes; Salmonidae. Gene Ontology annotation, biological process: autophagy; Golgi organization. The coding region runs from base 147 to 1373 and encodes 408 amino acids. Gene Ontology annotation, cellular component: endoplasmic reticulum; endomembrane system; membrane. The record is from RefSeq and is a predicted model, not a curated record. The transcript is spliced from 12 exons.